AUGGCGGUGCUGCUCGGCGCUGUUCUGGCUGCCCCUGUUCGCGCGGCGGCGGAAGCGGGGGAGGACAGGUGGCGCGGAGCUGAUGUGUCCACUCUCCAUGUGACACCAUCCCUAUUUGGGACUUCUUCUUUUGAAAUUUUGAUGUUUCCUGGUGGAAUAACAAUUAUACCUCCACAAAAUGUUUUUGUCCUUCGGAAGCCUGAUGGCUUAUUUAAUUUCUCGUUGAACUUUCCUAUUGACGUUGUACAGGACAAAGUGGGCGAAUUGAAGGCCCAGAUGAAAUCCGGAUUAUUUCUUAACAAACUUGAGAUCCUACAUGUUACGUUGAUAAAUCUCGAUGGUUCAACAGCUGCCCGUCCUAAAGUUGUUCAAACAUCUAUUCUCCUUGCUAUUGGGGCAGAUAACAAACCACCAUCAUCACGAAGAUUGAAACAGUUGGCUCAAACAUUAAGAAAUUCUUCUUCAAGAAACUUGGGUUUGAACCACACUCUGUUUGGGAGAGUGAAACAGAUUAGCCUGUCCUCUUAUCUGCAGCAUUCACUAAACAAUGCUGGCAGUGCUCAUCCCCCAAGACCAGCUCCAGAACCUUACAAUCAACCCCAUUCAACUUAUCCGGAUGAUAAUGACAACCACCAUCACCAUGGUUACCACCAUCAGCACCACCAUCACCACCAUGAUUCUUAGUUAUCCGGGUUAGCAGCAUUUGACCCCUGCCCCUGCUCCUGCUCCUAUGCAUAGCACACCAAUUUUUGUGAGUUGUGAUUCCAGUUG
Lolium rigidum is the source of this 771-nucleotide messenger RNA. RefSeq lists its product as uncharacterized. NCBI's taxonomy places the organism in Eukaryota, Viridiplantae, Streptophyta, Magnoliopsida, Poales, Poaceae. The transcript has 4 exons. The record is from RefSeq and is a predicted model, not a curated record. Bases 1 to 684 code for a protein of 227 amino acids.